CGGUGAGGAGAGAGGAACUAAUGGUUGCUUCCGACAUCCGGUUUCCGCUGGCAGUCGGCUUCCGGAAGCUCUUCUCAAAAUGCUGAAGUGCUCUGUGCAAGUCCCUGGUGCCGUAGCGAUUGGAGUCUCUUCUCGGGACUGAGCCUCGAGGCCGGGCUCCUGGGUGUCGUUAAUGUUCGGGGCCACCGGGCGCCAAGCGAUCGGAGCUCCAGCCGCCGGGAACAGCUGGCAUUUCAGCAGAACCAUGGAAGAACUGGUUCAUGAUCUUGUCUCAGCAUUGGAAGAGAGCUCUGAGCAAGCACGAGGUGGAUUUGCUGAAACGGGAGAUCAUUCUCGAAGUAUAUCUUGCCCUCUGAAACGGCAGGCAAGGAAAAGGAGAGGGAGAAAGCGGAGAUCUUACAAUGUUCAUCACUCAUGGGAGACUGGUCACUGUUUAAGCGAGGGCUCUGAUUCUAGUUUAGAAGAACCAAGCAAGGACUAUAGAGAGACGCACAAUAAUAAUAAAAAAGAUCAUAGUGACUCCGAUGACCAAAUGUUAGUGGCAAAGCGCAGACCAUCAUCAAAUCUAAAUAAUAAUGUUCGGGGAAAAAGACCUCUAUGGCAUGAGUCUGAUUUUGCUGUGGACAACCUGGGGAACAGAAGCCUGCGCAGGAGGAGAAAGGUGAAACGCAUGGCAGUAGAUCUGCCGCAGGACGUCUCGAACAAGCGGACAAUGACCCAGCCCCCCGAAGGUUGCCGGGAUCAGGACAUGGACAACGACAGAGCUUACCAGUACCAAGAAUUCACCAAGAGCAAAGUCAAGAAAAGGAAGUUGAAAAUUAUUAGACAAGGACCAAAAAUCCAAGAUGAAGGAGUGGUUUUAGAGAGUGAGGAAAGCAGCCAGACCAAUAAGGACAAAAUGGAGUAUGAAGAGCAAAAAGUCUCAGAUGAGCUCAUGAGUGAAAGUGACUCCAGCAGUCUCAGCAGCACUGAUGCUGGCUUAUUUACCAACGAUGAGGGAAGACAAGGAGAUGAUGAGCAGAGCGACUGGUUCUGUGAGAAGGAAUCCGGUGGAGCGUGCGGCGUCACUGGAGUUGUGCCCUGGUGGGAAAAGGAGGAUCCUUCGGAACUAGACAAAGAUUUACCGGAUCCUGUCCUUGAAAGUAUUUUAACUGGCUCUUUCCCCCUUAUGUCGCAUUCAGGCAGAAGAGGUUUCCAGGCUAGACUCAGUCGCCUUCAUGGAAUGCCUUCAAAGAAUGUUAAAAAACCUGGAGGAACUCCAUCUUCAAUGGCUGCAAACUGGACCAGUGAGAUUCCCCUAUAAAUCAAAUCUUCUAAUGCUAUUAAUUAGUUACAUUUGAACACCUGGGGAGUGACAAUCGAGGGAACCUGGCUCCUGUCCUCUUCCCUGGAGGAAUAUCAUUGAAGUGAGAGCCUCUUUGAUGAAAAGAUGGGGCUGUUUUUGCUGGAGGACUGGUAUUCUUCCUUCUUAGUCAGACGUGAACCUGAGUUGGGAGGCUUUCUAGGGAUCUAGGUUGGCCCAGGGUGGAUAGAAACUACUGUAAAUUUUAUCUGUUUUUAACUUUUUAUGGUUGAAUACAUUUAUGUAUUACUUGCUUUGCCAAAAUGCUAACAAAAGCUAGAUAAUUGAAAACUGCCAAACCUAACCUACAUAUUCUUUGAUGUUUAUUUUGUGACUGGUUAAGCAUGAUUUUUUGCGUACCUAAAUGUUGUAAAUUUCAAAGCAAAAUAGUUGAUGCGUUUGCAUUUAUAGUUCAUUUUCUAGAAUAUUCUUAAAUAAGCAGCAUUAUUUAAAAUAUUUGCAUUUUACUCAGGGUACAGUAAGGGCUAAGAUAAGUAAAGAAUAAGGACAGUAGUCUUUGCUAGAGUUUGUAUUUUGUUCAGUUUCCUUUCUAUGUGGAUAAUCUGCUCUGUAUUGCAAACCCAUUGUACUUUGUAGUAUAGUUUUAAUUGUAAUGCAGAAAUCAUUCUAGUUCUAAAUUAGCUACAGUGAUAACUAGUCUGCACUAAGAAUUGUUUACCUUUUAAAUUAUCUGCUUUUUCUGAUACAUAAAACAUAUCAAAAUUAUUUUACUGUAGAGCUUAGUGAAAUCAUGUGAAAACUGGUAUUAUUGAAAAUUCCUUGUGACUUUGAUUUAUAUUCAUGUUUAAAAAUGAGAGCUGGUUUUACAGCCAUCAAAUGGCAGACCAUAUGUGUCACUGUGAGUGUCAGUCAGAAAUACUUGCAUGAGCUCAUUUUCACCAGGUGGGGGGAAAAUGUAAUAUUUCUGUUGAUGAUACAAUUCAGUAACUAUAUUUAAAGUUCAGGCCACUUGAAUUCUUAAAAAUGAUUAUAUUGAAAUCACUAAUAUUUUUAUUAAGUGCCAGUAAUCAAGAACAACAAUGUGAUUUAAUAUGUGUAUUUUUAUAUUGUAUGGAUCAAUUAAUUGUUAUCCUAGCAUUUAAUGGCUGGUUUAAAUGUGGUUGGAAAAGAAGUCUGAAAGUUGACAUUACCUUUGCCUGAAGUCAUAACAAUCAGAAAGAUUUUAACAAAUAUAUUAAGUGGAAAUGUUUGACAUAUCUAAAGAUUGCUUUUCUGAACUGGAGAGAUUAAAAAUGAUGAAAUACAAUGUUGAGUCUCUUUACCUUUGCAUAUUUAAAGUGAUAUUAAAAGUAUAAAAAUGUGACAUUUCAUAAUUGUAAGUAAGUUUUUUUGUCCUUUGUUUUUAGAGUGAAAUUCAUUGAUUUUCUUUGGAAUUAUAUAAAUGCCUUUUGUUCUAUUUUGUAUAUUGGUUGUCUCUUAGAUCUUAAUAAGUCAUUUUAAAACCUUGGACUAUGAACUUUGCUUUACCAUUCAUGAAUCUUGAUGAAUGCUCUCAAGUUCUUGGUUCAGUUUUACCUAUUUUUAUUUUUGGUUCACUGCUUGCUUGAGCAUAACUGGGAUUUGUAGCCCAUUUUCUAAGCUUAUUGCAGUCUCACUGUGGUAUUUUAUAGAAGCUAUUACAACUGAUAGGCUAGCUUCAUAGUAUUGAUGAUACAUGGCUUAACCAUACUAAAAGCUGCCUUUCCUCUCUAAAUUGUAAAAAGGUGAUUAAGUUUCACUUGAUGGAGAUAUACUAUAUAUGUGUGUUUAUCGUGAAGCAAGUGCACUAGGCCGGAAACUGUUUUGCUGGUCUGCGUUUUUGUAUUUAGCAUUUUAUUGAGGACAAUAGACUCCUUCAGGUUUUCAUUCUCUCAACCCUGACUUGUCCUUGCUUGAAUUUUGAAGUACUGUAAGUUUUUUUAUUU
Ochotona princeps (American pika) is the source of this 3267-nucleotide messenger RNA. It is a transcript of the gene GPATCH2, whose product is annotated as G-patch domain containing 2. NCBI's taxonomy places the organism in Eukaryota, Metazoa, Chordata, Mammalia, Lagomorpha, Ochotonidae. The transcript is spliced from 6 exons. The coding region runs from base 173 to 1303 and encodes 376 amino acids. Gene Ontology annotation, molecular function: nucleic acid binding. The record is from RefSeq and is a predicted model, not a curated record.